AUGCAGACAGUAGUGGGAUAUGAGCUGCGUUUGCAUCAUGCACAGACGCGUACACGCCGACGAGCCCUUCUUGGGCCUACAAGAUCGUCCGACGAAACGAGAGCUGAAGCUCUCGCCAACACUGAACGAGUGGUGGACGAGGCCAAUGCUGAGCAUGCAGCAGGCCAGAAGAGCUUCUUUAUGGGCUACAACGAGCUCAGCGACUUGACCGACGAACAGUAUCGCGCAUUUUUGACCUCCAGACCGGACAGAGAUUCACCCAGACGGAAGCAAAGGAAGAAAGAACCGAAUAGACGCAAGAAAGGCAAACAGGUUACCAUUAGCUUUGAAAUAGACGACGGAUCGAGUGAAAGUGACGAUGAAGAAGAAGAUAUUGAGGUGCCGAUAGAGCUAGACUGGACUACCAAGGAUGGUGGCAAGUAUAUGACGCCAAUUAAAAACCAGGGAACGUGUGGAAGCUGCUGGGCCUUUGCCGGCGUCGCAGCGGUGGAGUCGAGAUAUGCUAUUGAGAAUAACGUACAGGCGUCUCCGUUGAGUGUGGAGCAAGUGUUGAGCUGCUCGGCAGAUUUGGAUCAUAUCCGGAGUAAGUUUGAGGACAACAUGACCAGCUCGUCCGAAGGGUGUGCGGGUGGCAUGCCGUUCCUCACAUACAUGUACCUACAGCUCGCUCAGCCUCACGGGAUCUCAUGUGAAAGUGCGUAUCCGUACGUGAUGGCAACGAACGAGACGCACCCUCAAUGUUCGUCGUCACUAACGUCUCAAGUGGCUGUGGCUUGGAAGUCGAAUGGGUCGGCCUACAAGCUAGUGGCAGCGAGUGAGAAGGCGCUGCUCAAAGCUGUGACGAGUGGACCUGUCACUGCCAACAUUGACGCUACAGGAAGUGGCUUCCGUCAUUAUGCAGGCGGGAUCUACGAUGCGAAAGACUGUCUUAGUGAUGGAGACGAGGUCAACCACGCUGUGGUGGUCGUAGGCUUUGGUGAGACUGAAGCAGGUGAGAAAUUCUGGGUUAUCCGUAAUACGUGGGGUACUAUGUGGGGAGAGGAUGGCUACAUGCGCAUAGCUCGUGGUAGUCACGUGGGGAGCUAUGGUCCGUGUAACCUGUACGUGUACGCAGACUACCCGGUGAACCUCACCGUUGGCUCCAAUGCAACAAGUGGCGAACCUUCGUGUCCUGUAGCAGCGUCUAAGUUCGAGUCGCUUCCGCUUAUGAAGCUGGUAGGACUAUCAGGAAACCAGAUUGUGAUGCUGGUACUGUGCACUGUUCUUACAGUUCUAGCUGGCGUAACACUGUAUCAUGGUACCGAGUUUAUCCAGAACCGGAAGGAAGCAGCAGGAGAACUUCGGUACCAGGACAGCUACGCUCGAUGGAUAUUACCUUCUCGCGACCAGAUCGCCGCUGCUCUUGCUCAACGACGCCAGCGACCUGCAACUGAACAAUAG
Messenger RNA from Phytophthora infestans T30-4, 1440 nucleotides. RefSeq names its product cysteine protease family C01A, putative. The record is from RefSeq and is a predicted model, not a curated record. The coding region runs from base 1 to 1440 and encodes 479 amino acids. Lineage: Eukaryota; Oomycota; Peronosporomycetes; Peronosporales; Peronosporaceae. Gene Ontology annotation, molecular function: cysteine-type endopeptidase activity. Gene Ontology annotation, cellular component: lysosome. The transcript has a single exon.